AUGGCCAUCUUGUCCCCCCGAUUAUCGAGCUCCCACAGCAAUGGGGAAUCGUCCGAAUCUGCCCCCGACUCCUCAAAUGCCCUGGCCGUAGACGAAGCUGCACUCGACGAGCAAUCACCACUGUUCUUCGAUAACGAGGACGAUGCUCCUAUCUCGAGCACCAACGUCAGCGUCGACGAGCUCCAGCGCACCAGGAGCGUCUGGUAUCUGGUACUAGUCACCAUCGGUAUCGGUGGUCUGCAGACUGCCUGGUCUGUCGAGCUGUCCAAUGGAUCUCCCUACUUGCUGUCGCUCGGCCUGAGCAAGUCGCUCAUGGCACUCGUCUGGAUCGCGGGACCGCUUUCGGGAACCCUCGUCCAGCCGUACAUAGGCAUGCUCAGCGACAACUGCCGCCUGCCCUGGGGAAAGCGCAAGCCCUUCAUACUGGGCGGGACUGCGGCUACGAUCGUAUCGCUCCUGUCCCUCGCGUGGGUGAAAGAGCUGGUUGGCGGCUUCCUGGGAAUCUUCGGCGCUGACCCCGAUUCCAAGGGCGUCCGUGUGACCACCAUCGUCGCGGCCGUCGUCGGCAUAUACGUCCUGGACUUUUCCAUCAACACAGUCCAGGCCUCCAUCCGCGCCUUCAUCGUGGACUGCGCCCCGGCCCACCAGCAGGAGGCUGCCAACGCCAUGGCCAGCCGCAUCCUGGGCACGGGCAACAUCAUCGGUUACGUAGCCGGCUACGCCGAUCUGCGGGAGCGCCUCUGGUUUCUGGGAAACAGUCAGUUCAAGAUCCUCUGCGCCCUGGCCUGCAUGGCGCUAGGCGUCACCGUGGCCCUGAGCACGGCCACGGUGCGGGAGAGAGACCCCCGUCGGGAUGGGCCCCCGGCGCGCAACCGGCCCGGCUUGAUGGCCUUCUUCCGGGUCAUCUUCGGCUCCAUCAAGCGUCUGCCGCCCCAGAUCAAGAGCGUCUGCCAAGUACAGUUCUUUUCUUGGAUCGGCUUCUUCCCUCUGCUGUUCUACACAUCGUCGUAUAUCGGCGAGAUCUACGUCGAGCCAUACCUAGAGGAGAACCCGCACAUGACACCCAAGGAGCUGGAGCACCUGUACGAGAAGGCGACGCGGAUCGGGACAUUUGCGCUGCUCAUAAACGCCAUUGUCAGCCUGUCUACCAACGUCCUGCUACCAUUCUUCGUCGCUCCGACGUACGAUGGCCUGCCCAUGGUGACUGCUGAGGGAUAUGGCACACAUAAGCAGUCGUCGUCGGUGCUGGAUCGCUUGCGGAUACCCGGACUCACCCUCAAGAAGGCGUGGUUCCUGUCUCUCAUCCUCUUCUCGGUGUGCAUGCUCUGCACCGUGUUCGUGCGAUCGGUGCGCGGGGCGACGGUCCUGAUAGGCCUCGCCGGUAUCACAUGGGCCGUGGCCCUGUGGGCGCCGUGGGCCAUAAUCAGCGCGGAGAUCAGUCGUCGAGACGCGCUCCUGCGCUCGCAGCGCAGCCAUGGCGUGAGCGUGGGGGACGAGUUUGAGUACGACGGCGAGCACAUGUCUGCCGGCGAGCAAGAGAGGACGGACCAGGCCGGCGUCAUUCUGGGCAUCCACAACAUGGCGAUCGCGGCGCCCCAAAUAUUGGCGACGUGCGGGUCGAGCAUCAUCUUCGGGAUAUGGCAGAAACCGCGCGGCACCCCCGGCGACCACAGCGUGGCCAUGGUCAUGGCCGUGGGGGGCAUCUUUGUCCUCGUGGCGUCGUUCUUCGUGUCACGCAUAAAAGACGACAUAUCUGAGGUCGAGGGUGCCACAGCAGAUGGAGACGGAGAGGAGACGCGUCGGCUGUACAGGAGGAGCACUACCAGGCACACAUGA
Molecule: messenger RNA, 1836 nt
Organism: Geosmithia morbida
Lineage: Eukaryota; Fungi; Ascomycota; Sordariomycetes; Hypocreales; Bionectriaceae
Product: solute carrier family 45, member 1/2/4
Exons: 1
Coding region: 1-1836 (611 amino acids)
Cellular component (GO): membrane
Molecular function (GO): sucrose:proton symporter activity
Source: RefSeq, a predicted model, not a curated record